UCUCAUCAUGGUUCCCAUGUAACUGUGGGAUAUAAAGGUACCUGUAACUAGUCAUGGAUAGAACCCAGAGCAUCUAGGAGUACAUUAGUCAGGCAGCACUUAAAGACAAGCUGCUGAGAGAAUGCUUGAAGCAGCAGAAGAUGUGGAAGAAAGGUCAAGCAGAGGAAACGCCAUAGCAAGAUAAGUCCCUACCUGGGAUGUACCAUGGAUAGUUAGCUGAGGUGGCAGACAUUGGGAAAUCCUACCAGUGGCUGGAAAUGGCUGGACUAAAAUACAGCACUGGGGCACUGAUUAUAACAGCCCAAGAACAUGCAUUAAGCACCAGAUCCACAGAAGUGGGUCUACCACACUAGGCAGGACACAAGGUGCAGACUAUACAGAGAGGCCUCAAAGACAGUCCAACAUAGGUGGCAGGGUAUAAGAUGCAAGUAAGACCAGCAUACAACAAAGUACUGGCAUUGUGUACAAUAUCUAUACAGAAUGUUGGCUGGAUCCUCCUAAGCCUAGAUGAGAGAUCCCACAGAAUGUUGUGGAAAAUAAUAGGGCUAAAAUGCUGUGGGACUUCUAGAUCCAGGCAGACAUACUGGCCAAUCAAUCAGAUGUCAUAAUAGACAAAGAUCAGAAGAUGAUAGAUCUAGCAAUGCCAAGUGACAGCAACAUCAGGAAGAAGUAUGAGCAACUGGAAAAGUACCAGGGCCUGAAAGAGGAAUCAGAGAAGAUGUAGAAAGUAAAGGCGAAAGUGGUCUCAGUAAUGGUAGGAACACUCAAGGCUGUGACCCCUAAACUGAGAGAAUGGCUCAAAUCAAUCUCAGGAAUGCUGUCAGAGCUCUCUAUAAUUUUAUUCACAUUCCACUAUGAUGCAUAGUGUCCAAUCUUUCCUUCUUUGUGCAUAUAGUAAUCUCACCACAGUAAUCAUAUACUGAAAUAAUGUUCUGUGGCUUUUUUGUGUUUAUCUAUCAAUCUUAAAAGGAAAGUUUCUGGUUUGAAUAUUUAGACAUCAAGGAUAUCUCAUUAUAUUAAAAAAUCUCUUUAAAAUCAGAAUGAAAAGUUCAGCCAAUUUAACCAUGUAUUGAUUCAUCUGUAUAUUAUAAUCCAAAUUCUUAGCCCACUUUAUGAAGAUUUCCCCAAUAUUUCCUAACCUGGCAUAUAUAUCCUUAGAGUUCCCUCUCUUUCAUAGUACCAAGGUGAAAAUGUAUUCAGAGCAAUGACAGGAGCCAUCACACAUUGUGUCAACUGCUUUGUACUACAUUCAAAUUUCACAAGAUGCCCAAUGCUGUACAGCUUAGCUUAUCAAAAUUUUGAUGGUCUGUAACAAAGCAUCUGCAUGUGUCUGGAGAAGAGAUGCAUAAGAGGAGCCUGUCAUGUGUACACUGUCGUCGUUAUGACAUCACUGGAUUGUGUGGGGUUGAAAUGUUUGGUUCCACCUUUCCUCCACUUGGGCUUUAAAGGGUCUUUUCAGUAGAAAGGGCACCAAUUUGGCUUUCAGCGCCCCAACUCCCACCCCUUAAAACCUGAAAAAGUCUUCGAAGACUAGCACAACCCUCUUCUAGAAACGAUAAACCCUUUGAGUUAGUGGGAAUUGUGACGUUCAGAAACAAGGAAAUCAAACACACGUCUGAAGGGGAACAAGUUGGCAAGCCUGAUAAGCCUUUCUAUUCCACCACCGUCUGCCGCAAGUUCUUUUGACUCCCCUUUACAUGUACGUUAGUCUUCGAUCUUCGUCUUCUUGCUUCCCCUCUCAGUCUAAUUGUAAUGGCGAAAAACUCCAAGUUGAGGAUGGCCGUGGCUAAGCCACAACGAAAAACUAGUUGGAAGUUCCUGCCUCUCGGACAUUCCUCCGCUCCACGGAAAAUCUUCGCGGCGGCCACGGUAUAUGUGCACAGAAGUAGACAGGCAAGAAACGGCAGAAGGGGAAGACGCGACAGCUGCGACGGCCGCGCUCCGACUUGCUUUUCCCCUCGGGCAGCUUCCGCACGCACGCCCCACUCCGGUCUCAAACCGGUUGCAGGAAAGCAGGAUGAAAACCCCGAAUGGGGGUUGGCGCCACACUUCAGAGGAAGAUUGGCUGCAAGACACCCUCCUGUUUAGCCUCGCCCUUGUGGCAUUCCGGGGAAAGCUUCCUUCGGGGAUGCCGUUCUUCUCUCACGAGGAAGACACGAAGCUGCUGGGGGAAUGCCUCUGGCUCCGCGGUGUUCAAGCGCCGGGGACGCUAAGCUUUCCCUCCACGCGAGUGGUUCCUUGGCUUGCUCAGGAGGACAAGGCUCCGGCGCCCCCCACUUCCGACGCGGCAGACGGUGGGAGUAGGCUCUGUCGGGAGGAACGCGAGUUCUUCUUGGCAGCCGAGGGGCAAAGCCAGUGGCUGCAGCCACCCCAAGAGACCCUGGAGGCAGGAGUCGCCUCACCUGACCCUGGAGAGAAAAAGCGAGAUUUCAAUCCGAAGGUUUUAGAUUUAAAAGGAAGGCAGGAAUAUUUGGAAUACUGCUAUUUGUUACCAAAAGAAAAUGAGCACUUAGAAACUCAAGAGGACGAAAAACAAGAACGUGAUAAGAGUGAACAAGCUGAUUGGAAGGAAAGGCAGAAUCUCACUUCUAUCUCCUUGGAACAAGCAAGCAGCAGAGAUGUGAAUUUGACAAACUUUCAUCAGAGCCCUAUAGAUUUAGCCCAAGCUAUUAGCCAUGAUGUGAGCCUUCACGAUGCCACAGUGAUGGGAUCAGACUAUGCUAAUGUAACAGAUAUGGAGAAUUUACCCGGCUUAAAUAUAUCUCCAACAAACGAGACCAUGUUAGAAUUAUUUGCAAAUGAUCAUUGCUGCACAAGUCUUACACACCAAGAUUUCUUUUUCAGCCUGAAUGAAAAUGGAUAUGAGAAAAUACAUUUCACACCAUUAACCACAGAAGGAAACUUUGACUUUGCAGAAACUUGUCUUUUUGAAGAACGAGAUUCAGAUUCUGGACUUUCUUUAGACUUAAAUUACAGUAAUGCAUCCUUUGUAUUUUCUUGUAACAAGGAUGCCAGCUUUGGCACAUCAGAUGACUCAAAAGCUGUAGGAGAUAGUUGCCUACAAUGUUGUCAUACAGAAUAUCAAAGCAAUUAUGACCAUGGGACAAAAUCACUAGUAGGUAUAUUCCAUGAUCAUACAUACAAUCAGGAUUUACAACAGCUGACAUUCCCAGAAUCAGAGGAUUAUUUCAGAUUGCCAGAAGAAUCCAAAAGAACUGAAAAUGAAAGCGAUACAAAUCUAAAUGAUGAAUACCGGGCAAAAGCUCUGAGAAUUCCAUUCUCUGUUAAGGAUAUAGUGACCUUGCCUGUAGAAUCUUUUAAUAGCAUGUUGUCAAACUACUAUCUAACAGAUAACCAACUGUCACUCAUUCGUGAUAUAAGACGAAGAGGAAAAAAUAAAGUUGCUGCUCAAAACUGCCGUAAACGUAAGUUAGAUGCAAUUAUGAACCUGAAAGAUGAAGUAUAUCAUCUUCAGAUGCAGAUGGGAAGACUUCAGAAACAGAAGGCACAAUAUAAAAGGUCAAUUCGCAAUAUAAAACAAAAACUGAAUGAUCUUUGCUGGAAUUUUUUCAGUAAAUUAAGAGAUAAUCAAGGAACAAUUAAUACAAGCCAAUGUGCCUUUCAGUGUUGUGGAAAUGGUACUACAUUAAUUUUACCUAAAAAAGAAAUCGACCAGGAGCCUCCAAACUAAAACAAUAAGACCAAAAUUUUAAAUAUUUUAAUGUUUAAGGAUUGCAUUUGCAAGAAGCCAGAAGAAAACAAAUGUGAAUUGUAUCCCUUGUCUAAUUUUACUGUUUUAAAGAAUUUCAACCUAAGUAAUAUUUUUGUUAUUUGUUCUGCAUAAUUUAUUCAGCUUGUGCAUGGAUUCUUAUAUUAAUGUGCUAACUAUAUGACCACAGAAAAUCCUGUCAUCUGCAAUUUCACUAGUUCUUAAAAGUAGAAAGCAUCACUGCUUUUCACGGACAUUGGGACAACGAAUGUUCCAACCCUGUUCCUCUGCAAAAUAAGACACCGUCUGAUAAUUAGCCCAAUCAGGCUUUUGAGUGCAUGGCAAUAAGGCCAAGCUUUUAUUUCAGGGUUCAAAAAUAUAUAAGACAGGGUCUUAUUUUGGAGAAAACACGGUAAGAGUAACCAUGCAGGCCUUCACUAGCCAUUGGCAGGUAGGACUGAGGUAUAUGAGCUAGCCUUCCACUCUUUUUGACAUUUGCUUUACUUUCCAUGCUCCACUUAAGGCUCACUUUUGCAGGAGUUCGUUGUAGACAACUUUUGAAAUUGAUGGUGUAUUAUUCAUUCCCAGGGUGUAGAUAGUCCUCAAUUUACAAUUUGUAGUUACAGCAGCACUAUGACCAAUCCUCACAUAAUAAUAUCCCAUGGUUGUUAUCAAAAUUUGGUCACUUAACAACUGGCAUGUAUUUAUGGCAUGAUCCAUGAUCAUGUGAUUGCCAUUUGCAACCUUCCAUGCUACCACUUUACUAUGCAGCAACAUAAUGCCCCCCCAGCAAUCAUGAUGCUUAACACACAAAUAGUCCUCGUGUUAUGCUUUUUGAUUGCAUCACUGACAUAAUUUCCAAUCCCAAUUGCUGCUGUAGCCCAAAUACAUGUGCUACUUAUUUGGAAAUGUUAUCAUCACAAAGUGCACACCCUACAAGUAUCUCAUAUUUCCAAACAUUAGCAACACUGUAUUUUACAUUGAGAAAGUUCCUGAGGUGUUAGCAUUACAAUUCUAUCCAUAUGUUCCAUGAGCACUGACUUGUACGCACUGAAAUGCAAGAGCUUGUAUUUAUACACUGAAUAAGCUACAAGAAAUAGCACAGAAUUACUUUUUUCAGAAAAUUGAGCUUCUGUAUUUAUACAAAUUUAUAGCUGUCAUUACUUUUUUGGAGGGGAGGUUUCUUCUUAAUUCCAUUGUAAUUCUGUUUAAUACUGUUAAAUGCAUAACUCAAUGAACCAAUAUGCAUUUACCUAGGCCAGUGAUGGCGAACCUUUUCGGCAGAGUGCCCAAACAGGAACAUGCGCUUGUGUGUGCACGCCAGCUACCUGGUCUUCUGGUUUCCAGUGCACCAGCUGGUCUCAAACGCAUGCAUGCCUGUCGGCUAGGUGGUCUUUGGGUUUCCAGGGCUUCAGCGUGUGUGAAGUCCAGCGGGCACACCGGAAACCAGAAAACCAGGUGGUGAUGGCAUGGGUGCCCAGAGGCCUCUGCCUGCCACCUCUGGCACAUGUGCCAUAGAUUCACCAUCACGGACCUAGGCUGUACUGGUUUAGCUAUUUUACAUAAAUCUACCUCUGGUUUAUUGAUUUUCUACAUAAAUCCAAUGCUGGUUGUUAAGCAAAUCAUGUGAAUGUGCCCAAUUUUAAAACAUUUGCGGCAGUUGCUAAGCAUCUAAUCUUAAAUCAAUAACUAUCUGUACCAGCCUUGUACUUAAUGCAGCCAUUUAUUUCAAUGUUUUUCAUAAAAUAUGCCUAAGAGGAAUUUAGGCUCAUAACGGGCAUAUGAGAUUAUUCUAUCAUUACCUUCGAAGACCAAAUUAACUAUAUUCCACUGAUUUUACUUUCCUAUUCAUAAGAAUCCCAUACUUCAAAAUGUACUGAAAAAAUUGGCAACAUUAUCUACAAAGCUAACUGCUUUAAAUUUUAACUUUAGCAGUAGACAUAAUUAUCGGCUAAAUAUACUCUUAGUAAUACUGGUAUUUCCAUGCAUUACACCUGAUGUUUUUGCCGUUGCUAUUGUAUUAUGUACUCAAAUGCAAGGGUACAUACAAAUAAAAUUACCAGCCAUUUUGCCCAACUCAUUUUUGUAACUAGAUUCUUAGAGUUUCUUACCAAUUUUCACUGGACAGUUACUUUUUCAGAAUAUUGCUUUCCCUAGCAGUAUAGGCAAUGUUUUUCUUUGAUGCUAAAAAAGUAACAUCUGCCUUAAGAUGCUAAGGGACAAUGUCCAAUUCUGUAGGAUGCUGUAGAAUUUCCCAGUUAUAUUUGACUUUCAUAGAAUUAAGUCUGCAGCUGAUUCUUCAUUCUGCUGUUUAGGUUAUAUUAUGCUGCAGUCACUGGGCAUAAAGGAAGAUAAAUGGAUAGAUAUGAUCCUGAAAACUAGGAUAGUAUUAUUUCCUCUCUUCUUAGUGCCAUUUUGCCCUAUUUUU
Messenger RNA from Ahaetulla prasina, 6137 nucleotides. It is a transcript of the gene NFE2L3, whose product is annotated as NFE2 like bZIP transcription factor 3. Gene Ontology annotation, cellular component: nucleus. NCBI's taxonomy places the organism in Eukaryota, Metazoa, Chordata, Lepidosauria, Squamata, Colubridae. The record is from RefSeq and is a predicted model, not a curated record. The transcript is spliced from 3 exons. Bases 1874 to 3691 code for a protein of 605 amino acids. Gene Ontology annotation, biological process: regulation of transcription by RNA polymerase II. Gene Ontology annotation, molecular function: RNA polymerase II cis-regulatory region sequence-specific DNA binding; DNA-binding transcription factor activity, RNA polymerase II-specific.